Messenger RNA from Paraglomus occultum, 978 nucleotides. NCBI's taxonomy places the organism in Eukaryota, Fungi, Glomeromycota, Glomeromycetes, Paraglomerales, Paraglomeraceae. The record is from the annotation of a GenBank genome assembly.
AUGACAACUCAAGACUUAUCCACUCAAGUACGUCCACUACGUUUUGUAUAUGAACAAGACAUGAGUGAAAAAGCUCAUGGACGACGACUUACUGUACAGGAACUGCUCACCGACGGUAGUCAUAACACAAAUAUGAACACCGCAGUCAACAAUAACGCUACGGUACAUCCACAUAAUCCCAACUACCAUUCGACGUAUCCGUCACAAAGUCGCAACAUGAACGUAACUCAGCAUCAACACAACCACUUAUCAACGCGGGACGUUGAUUCAGCAGAGAACAACACUUUGUAUCCGCAGCAUUUGACUAUUCCCGAUAAGCCAGAUUACCCGCAACUAUUGACUCCCUCAACAUCACCAUGUAUCAAUAAACCGGGCACAGAGAUGAAUUACGGAAGUAACAACAAUCACAGCAACCACAGCGACCGCAAAGAACACAACCAUCACAAUCAAAUAAACUACGCUAAUAGCCUAAGUCCACCGCCUACACAUCGUGCUCAACCUCACCAUCAUCUGCCCGCUCAUCCUCAUACGCCCGCCCCCACACCAUCCCCUUACUACACAGCCAUGCCACCCACACCUCUUCCUAUGGAUGACAAUACGGGUGGCAUGACAAUAUCAUUAUCCGAACGACGCGAGCGUAAUAAGCUAGCUUCGGCCAAGUAUCGUAAAAAGAAACAAAUACAAAAUCAAGAAAUGUCUGCUCGUAUAAACGACAUGAAUUCCAAAAUAAGCUCGUUGAAUGCCGAAAAUUCAAUGUUGCGAAAACAAUUGGAAGAAAUGAAGGUAGAAAACCAAGAAUUGAAGGAUGCCGUUGAUAAAUUAAAGAGUAAGAUAGUCGAAGAUAAAAUACUAAAGAGGUUAGGUAGGACGGGAGCAACGGGAAAGAUUGGAAAGAUCGGGACAAGGGUUACUAUACCAAAGAGGGGAAAAGGAAAUAAUGGAACGAAUGGUAUCGAGCAGACAUCGCCAGAUGAAUAG